This is a messenger RNA of Toxorhynchites rutilus septentrionalis, 4881 nucleotides long. RefSeq names its product calcium-activated chloride channel regulator 1-like. Bases 749 to 4360 code for a protein of 1203 amino acids. The transcript is spliced from 3 exons. Lineage: Eukaryota; Metazoa; Arthropoda; Insecta; Diptera; Culicidae. The record is from RefSeq and is a predicted model, not a curated record.
ACCCAGCGGCUGUGUGACGAAGGAAGACGCUCCCGGAGUUUAUGCUGCUGCCGGUCGUCAGUUAGUCCGCAGUUGACAUUCGUUGCGUUUGGUUGCUCGUCUUUCGGCUGUUCAGCUCGAGUCAGCGCGUGGUUCUUCUUCGGAAAAAUUGGCUGACUGCCAGGGACAGGACGAGUGAUAGAGAAGGUUGAAUCGUGAACUCGAAGCAGUGCCUCGCGGAUCGCGUGGUGUCUUUCACGUGCUGCGCGUGUUCAGAGAAAAUUGAAGUGCUGAAUUUGCGAGGCGACUACUGGACGAACUCAGUAGAAGCGCGAAGGAGAAAUUAAAAGGGCUUUAUAGAAAAAAAAACUUUUUGACAUUGUGUAAAAACGCUUAGCUCACCAGCGAUCGCUUGAAAAUAAGCCUGCGGCUUAACAAGUGCAAUUUCUGCGCCAGUGCACAAAAAGGAGUUGGUGUCCGCAAUUCCAGAAAAGAUUAUAAAACCGAAUUACAGCCCGUAAACCGGAUCCCAUGACCAUGUGAAAAAAUCGCGCAGAUGUGGAAAGUGAUUCGUUGCGGUGUCCUGUCCAGCAUACUUAAUGGAAUUGAACAUUGGAUUUGUCAUCGUUGUGAUUUUUUUUAAGCUGAAUUGAAUACUUGUGCCAUUGGGGGAACACACGAUGUUCCAGCAGUGAUCGAUUUGAUUAGAGUGAAAUACGAGUUGCAAGCGAAACAAACAAAACUCUUAUCGGUAGUGAAAUUCGAACAAAUGUUGCGUAUUUUCGUCGAACGCCUGGCGGCGAUGCUCUGCUGGCUGAUGCUGGUAUCAGUUGGCGUCGGGGCCGCAGCUUCCACCGUCAGCUCGGUGUAUGUGGAAAAAUCUGCGUACAAAAAUGUCGUCAUCGAGAUAAGGGAUAACGUUCCGGUGGAAAAUUGCCAAACCAUUCUGCACAACGUCGAGAUUAUGCUGACUUCGGCUUCGCAGUAUCUGUUUUCCGCACUGGACGGACGGCUCUACUUCGGCGACAUCACGAUAAUUUUGCCCCCGCAUUGGCCCAAUUCGUGUAUUCCGUACAAUCAGACGCGCACUUCGGCUAGUGGCGAACGGAGCGAUGUUACCGUGAAGGCACACUCCAAGAUGGAGUCACCCAUGUGGACGAAACAGUUCGCAGGCUGCGGAGAGGCGGGUGAUCAGAUCUACAUCGACGCGGACAUCCUCGGGCGGGACACUAUUGGCAGGGAGUUCGUGCGGGAGUGGGCAAAAUAUCGUUACGGAGUGUUUGACGAAAUUGGUUUCGCCAAGGAUCCCGUCUAUCCGCGCUGCUACAUCAACGACGAUCAUGAGCUGAAACUAACGGGAUGCUCGGAUGCACCUGUUCACGAUCGUGGUCUGUGCGGGAACCCGGGUUCCUACAACAUAAGCGAUGUUGUCGAUCGAAACGCUCGCUCGAGCAUUAUGUUCGCUGCGGAAGCUCCCAGCGUUUCUAUGUUCUGUGAUGAGGGAACCCAUAAUCGGUAUGCGCCGACCAAACAGAACCAACUUUGCGACCGUCGCAGCACUCUGGAUGUGAUCCUCAAGCACGACGACUUUAUCAUGGAAAAUCAAAUCAACACAAAUCCUUCGAUCAUCGUGAACACCACCCCCAAAUUCAGCUACAAAACACGGAAAGCCACUCGCUAUGUCAUCAUCAUUGAUGAAACGCUGGAUAUGCAACUGCGUGAAUCGUGGAGCUUUCUGCGUUCCGCUAUGCGGAAGUGGGUUGUGCACGAUCUACCCGCCAACACCGAGGUCGGAAUGGUUUUGGCGAACGAUACCGCCACCGAGAAGAUGCUUCAAAUUUCCUCCCUCUACAUCCAGGAAAACAAAGACCUGGUGGCAUCCUUUAUUCCGUACUCCCCGAGCGAUUCGCGUCAGCCAGCGUGUCUCACGUGCGCCGUCACCGAUGCCAUCCACAUGCUCAACGAGCGAACCCGUAUGAACGGACCUGCCAAUUCCAUCAUCCUGAUAAUUGCACCCGGAAUGGAGUACUCCAUCGAUCAUACCUCGCUGGCCAACGCCGCCCGGUCGUCCCAAAUCCGAAUCUCUACCAUCAACUAUCCUAAUGUGAUACGCCGGCAGCCUUUGGAUGCCUUGGCUAUCGCUACCGGUGGUUUCGCUUACUCAGCUUUCGAAAGCAAGUACAACCUGGAGAAGAGUUUUCUCACCACCUAUUUUGAACUCUCGAACACCUUGUUCAAUAUUGGUAAGCUGUACUACGAGGGCCACACGAACGACCUGCCGAUUGAGAUCUACCGGCGACAACUGGUCGACUCGGAGGACGCCGAUAGCGCCAACUUCAUGCUGUCGAAGCGAACCAGCCGAACCGUAACGGGAAGUUUCACCCUCGACUCGUUCAUGGGACCUCCGGCAUACUUCUUCGUGUACGUACACAAUCCCGAGUACCCACUGAUCGCGAGCAUGAAGCUGACCAGCCCCAGCGGCAUUGUUUACUCGUCCCGCAGUGAUGCCAGAUCGCUGGUCAAGCAGUUGAUGGUGUCCGCCACCCUGAACGAAACGGGCACAUGGAACUACAAAAUCGAUCGCUUCAAUGGUAACCCUCAGCCGCACUUCGUGCAGGUCAUCGCAACGCCACGAUCGAAGCACGCGCCGACAAUUCAGGCGCGCUCGUGGAUCCAGCAGCGAGCCGACGGUCCCCCGAUCAUCUACGCCGAGGUGCGGAAGGGCGAUCUUCCCAUAAUGGGCGCACACGUGGAAGUCGUCGUUUCACGUCCCGAUGGGAUCUGCCCUACCGGAAGUGGUAACGAUUGCCAGCAGCGGUUCCGCCUGCUGGACUCCGGCUCGGGUGAUCCCGAUAUCACCAGAAACGAUGGUAUCUAUUCGCGGUACUUCAACGCGGAUGAUUUCGGAGGCGCCGGAGCGUAUCAAUUCGAGGUGACCGCGACGGAUAACGAUAACAUGGCGUACACUCGCUCGGAGAGUGUGCUCAAGGGAGCUCCGGCGAGAUGUUGUGGUAGCUCGGUUCGAACGACUCUGAUGUCCUCGAUCGUACCCUUCCAGCGUACGCUGCAGACAAUGACCGUAUUCCUUUCCCAGGAUCAAUUGGAUGAAACUGGAUCGCGUCGGAUGGGCAAGAUCAGUGACUUAACGGUGGAUGUCGAGGGAAUGAAGAUUCGCCUCAACUGGACCACUCCCGACAUGGGAGGUAGAAGCAUCGCGCGAUACGAGAUCAAGUACGCUACCUCGAUUCGGGAUAUUGUGGAUUACUACGAUACGGCUUCUUUUUUGUGGCAUCACGACACUCCGUUGAUCCAUUCAAUCGGAGAGGAAAGCACCUUCACUAUGAACAUGUCCCACGAGCCGCAUCUGAUCGGACAAGUGUUAUAUUUUGCUGUCCGAGCGCACGCGCUGGGGGUUAUGGGUGGUGCUACCUCAAACUACGUUAGAGUGUUUAUUCCGAAACCGAAACGUGCCACUUCCCUCUCGCCAACCACAUCCAUCGGUACGGAAAGCUACGGUGCGGUUUGGAACUCGUACGACGAGAUUCGCGAAAGUCGUAACCAUAGGGUGAGCAUUCAUCAAAGAAUUGCAGACACGAUUAGCUUGGAAGUGGAAGUGCUGGUGGCUAUUAUCGCCGGAACGAUAUUCUUGAUUGUGGUUAUCCUCAUAUGUUGCUACUUAUAUUUCGUUAAAAAAAGAAACAGUACCCAUGAGGACGAUCAGAAAAGACCCAUAAAACCGUUCCCAAACGAAACUAAAACAGCUCUUGGACAUAAUGUAUUCGUGACAUCCGGUAAUGUGACAUCAUCGUCAUCCAAUACCACGGGUUCAACGUCCGCUUCGCCUGAUUACGUACAACAGACGACCGUUACCAGCAACAUCCCCACCAUCUACAGCUCCCGAACGCUACCGAUCGAGCAGAAGCUCAUCGAAGAGAUGAAACAACAGCAGAUAACGGACACCCAAUCAUUCAUCGUUGCGCCAAACGAUGUCAUCAAUUACAACGCAUCGCUCUCGCGAAGCUACAAACAACCACCCGCCAUAGUCGCCGACAACCGAACCUUGAGUCCGUUCGAGUCCUGGUCGGCAUCGCAGCUUCUGCAGGAGCACGAGCAGAACCAACGCCGCCGCAGUCCGAGUCUCAUCGACAACUACCUGGACAACGAUGUCCAGCAGUUCUACGCCAGCCAACACGAUCAGAUGUCGCUGCUGAGCAGCAACCCACCGUUGCCACCGCCACCUGUGUAUUCCACCGCGAACACCCCCUACUUCUACGACCAGCAUCACAUGCACCAACACCAGCCACCGCUACAGCCGCCACAGCAGUACAGCAACGAGGCGCUGAAUCCGAUGACCGCGCCGCUCCACGUCACCAUCACGUAAUAGCUGCCGUCCGCUGCUGUACCUUAAAAAAAUGUACCUAUUCGAACAUAAGAAAACAAAACAGGAAUCCAGAGAACGUAGUAAAUAGCCCAUGACCGGAACGUCGGUCAUCCGGUCGCUGCGGUUUCCGUGGAAGACGCAGCACGGGAUGAGAGUUCCUGGAGAGUCACUUUGUGUGGUGGCUGUGAAGAAUGAUGCUUUAUAGUGAUGAUGAGAAGUAAUACAUUCAAUAAUGUUCGAUUGCCAGAAAGACUGAUUUCCAAGUUGGAUUAUGUUAGCAUUUAGUUAAGUGAUUUUCCACUUUGUCGGACUCGAUUGUCGACAAAAGAGGAGACCUUGGUUGCAAUUACCCACUGCAAAUUCCGGACAGGUGGCAAUACAAACGUAUUGCGAUGACGAAGGUGGCAGCUCGGCCAGUAAGGGAUUUGAUUGAUGUUCGCUAGUCCUUGAUUCAAAGUGUUAAACUGCAAGUUGCUUUGGGUCAACUGUGUUCGUAUGUAAGCUUUACUAAGUGGUAUAAG